AUGUCGCUCCGUUUCAUCCGAUUCAUCUUGACUCUGCUGCUCCUAUGCAAGAAUCCCUAUGCGGCGGACUGCCCGCUUCUCGGCCAGGCAUUUCCUCCACCUCGAAUGCUUUCCCGUUCAUCGACCUGGAAGAAAGCAAUCGAGGAUUUCGAAUCCAACCUCAAAGCACUUCUCUCCCAGUCCACUGACUUAGAUGCGAUGACCACGUCAUUUUCAAUCAAUAUCUUCUCAAGUCAUGAGAAGAACCUACUCUACGAAUACCAUCACGAUGCCCCGGGUCUCAAAGGCUCAAUUGCUAAGGGCCAGAAACUCAAUGGAGACACAAUGUAUCGAAUUGCAAGUAUCUCAAAGGCUAUGACGCUAUAUACCUUUUUGAUCGAAACUGGCUUCAAAUAUUUCAAUGAACCUGUUGCGAAAUUUGUCCCUGAAAUCGAGAGGGAAAUCCAGAGGCAAGGGGUGAAUUUAGAUGAUACCCUGGUUCCUCAAUGGAGAGAGAUCACGGUCGGUUCUCUAGCAAACAUGUUCGCGGAAUUCAUCGUCCGUCAUCCGGUUUUUGCUCCUUUUACCACUGCUAUCUAUUCGAACGUGGCUUUUGAUAUUAUUGGAUAUGCCCUCGAGCAAAUCACAAAUGUUCCAUUUGAAAAAUCGGUCAAGCGCUCGAUCAUCAAUCGACUCAAACUCAAACGUUUCGGUGUCGAAACACCUCCCACCACCUGGGGAAUUAUCCCAUCUGAUCCUGUAACAUCGUAUUGGAACGCGUCAGUUGGCUCCGGCAACCCUGCUGUAGGAUUUUAUUCAAGUGCGUCUGAUCUGGCUCGGGUCGGACAGUCGAUUCUGCAAUCUCGUCUGAUUUCAGAAACGGAUACUCGACGGUGGCUGAAGCCCAACUCUCACACCUCCUCUUUGCUCUCUUCCGUUGGCAGCCCCUGGGAAAUUUACCGAUCAUCAAGCCCAAGACUUGUUGAUUUUUAUACCAAAUUUGGAGACCUUGGUAGAUACGGCUCCGCAAUCGCCCUCAUCCCGGACUACGAUGUUGGAUUCACGGUUCUGGCGGCGGGUGCAAACCCAGGGCGCCAAAGAACACUCCUUGCUGAUUUAAUUAGCAGUUUACUCAUCACCACUCUUGAAAAAGAGGCCCGGACCCAGGCAAGAGAAGCUUUCGCGGGAACCUACACAUCCACAUACAAUGAAAACGACAUGACCACUGUGGUGAAAAUCAGUGACGAAAAGGACAGCCCUGGUCCAGGACUAGCUAUUGACUCGUUCUAUCUCAACGGCGUCUCAUUUGAAGACAUUGUUGGUGCAUUCAUCGGGGAAAGGCGGGGGACUUUCCCUAAAGUAGGUCUCCGUCUGCAGCCCACCGGCCUGACGGCAAGGUACGCCAACAGGUCGCGCGGAUCGGUCCGGUCACGAACCUCCUUCCGUGUCAUUGCGGAAAUUCGGGAGCCAGGCGCCAAUAAUAAUUUGACCAAGGAGAAUAUUUUCAGCGGUCCUUGUAAAACGUGGAUGUCGAUUGAUGGCUUGCGGUACGGAGGUAGGUCUAUUGAUGAGCUUGUCUUCGAACUAGAUGAAGCUGGGAAGGCUGUGGCGCUUGAAACGAGAAUCACUCAACAAACGCUGCUGAGAACUGACGGUGGGAGCCCGUGA
Histoplasma mississippiense is the source of this 1647-nucleotide messenger RNA. RefSeq lists its product with no specific name. The coding region runs from base 1 to 1647 and encodes 548 amino acids. The record is from RefSeq and is a predicted model, not a curated record. The transcript has 2 exons. Lineage: Eukaryota; Fungi; Ascomycota; Eurotiomycetes; Onygenales; Ajellomycetaceae.